Molecule: messenger RNA, 2280 nt
Organism: Entamoeba invadens IP1
Lineage: Eukaryota; Evosea; Mastigamoebida; Endamoebidae
Product: ATP-dependent RNA helicase DDX50, putative
Exons: 1
Coding region: 1-2280 (759 amino acids)
Molecular function (GO): nucleic acid binding; ATP binding
Source: RefSeq, a predicted model, not a curated record
AUGAAGAGACAAGGAAAGGAUACCAAGAAACGAUCAGCAAAGAAGCAACAAGAUGAAGAAGUUGAAGAACAACAAACUAAAGAAGUGCAAAAGGAGCACUCCGAGUCAUCCGAAGAAACAUCUGAAGAUGAAAAGAAAUCAAAGAAAUCGGCGAAUAAAGACUUCAUAAAACCAACACCAAAGAAAAAAGUUGCUUCAAGUGACUCCGAAAGCGACGACAAAAAAACACCAUCAAAGACUUCAUCAAAGUCGCCAGAGAAUUUUGCUUCACCGGCGAUUCCAGAGUCUCCAAUGCCAGACCAAAACCCGGGAUCCUUUGAUAACACUGAACCUCCAAUUUCUCUCGAAGCACAAGCUAUGCUUAAGGAAAGAGGUAUCACGUCCCUCUUCCCAAUCCAAAUUUCGACAUACGCGCCUAUUUACGAAGGACUUGAUGUUGUUGGAAAGGCCCAGACGGGAAGUGGAAAGACCAUUUCAUUCACUCUUCCAUUAUUAGAGCGUAUGAGAGCGACGAACCCAGCGAGAGAAAAGCUUCCCCGAGUCAUCAUCUUGUCGCCAACAAGAGAACUUGCGACACAAAUUCUUGAGGAAGUUGAGAAGUGUUCUCUUGGCGUGUAUUCUCUACUUUGUAUCUACGGAGGCGUUGAAAUGUUCCCACAGACCUCUAAGCUCAGAAGUGGAGUUGAUAUAGUUGUUGGGACACCAGGGAGAGUAUUGGAUCAUAUUAAUAGAGGGAGUUUGGUACUUUCAAACAUCGAGACUAUCAUUCUCGAUGAAGCAGAUCAAAUGCUGAACAUUGGAUUUAAAGAAGACUUAAAUAAGAUUCUUGAAGCUAUUCACGGCAAUGUGACUGACGAUUCUAAGUCUGGAAAAGAUGGGUAUAAAAAGACUAAUUUGAAUGCAAAUAACAAAGUCAUUCAAACGUUGUUGUUCUCAGCUACUGUGCCCGAUUGGGUCACGGAAGUCUCCGAGAAAUACUUGAGAGAAGACCACGUCAAAAUUGAUGUCACAAGUACGACAACACAGAUGCCAUCGAACGCAAAACACUAUGCUUGCAUGUGCUUCCCAUAUAAUAAAGUCGAGACGAUUGUUCCAUUGAUCAAGACGUAUAACCCUAAUGGUCGAACAAUAGUAUUCUGUGAUACUAAAAAGGAAUGUGGAGACAUUUGCAUCAAAAUUGGAGAGCAUUUAAGUGCACAAAUGAUUCACGGAGACAUCAAUCAGACGUUACGAACACAGACUAUUAAGGGAUUUAAGGAGGACAGAUUCUCUGUGUUAAUUGCGACUGAUGUAGUUGCGAGAGGCAUUGAUAUCAGUGGCGUUGACUUGAUUAUUAUGACCAGAGUACCUAAAGAUAUUCCUCAGUAUGUCCAUAGAGCCGGGAGAACUGCUCGAGCUGGGAAAGAAGGUAUAACUGUCACGUUGUAUACUAUGGCUGAAAUUUCUGCACUUGGAAUGAUUGAGAAGAGCGUCAACUUCAAAUUUGAAAGAAUUGGUGUUCCACAGCCAGAAACGUUAGCACGAUUUGCAGUCUUGGGACUUUCUGGUGAUAUGAAGGAUGUCAAAAAGAGUCUGUACAACGUCCAUAUGGACACGGCGCAACAGGUCUUGGACGAAGAAAAAGACCCCAAAAUUGCUGUUGCGAAGUUGAUUACGUUGUUGUAUAAACCAUCAAGAGGAACAGACUACUCCCUUUUGUGUGGGAAGUCCGAGUUACUCACAGUCUUCUUUAAUACAACAAAAGAGAUCAAGAGCACAAACUACGUGAAAACUUUGGUCAGCACUGUUGUUGGUGUUGGGUGCAUGGACAAAAUCAAAGAGGUCAUCAUCUCUGAGGACCACAAUAUCUAUUUCGAUGCGUUCCCAGAGAUCGCCAGAAAGUUUGUUGAUAUGGCGACAGACAACGACAGAAGUAUUACGGAGUGCUACUUGGCGCAGAAACUCCCGGAGAAACUUGAGAUCCAUAACAGAUUUGGUUCAAGAGACUCGUACGGAAGCUACGGAAGACAAAACGACAGACAGACUCGUUUUGGAGGAUAUGGAAGUAGCAACUAUGGAGACAAAAACAACUCAUAUGGCGAUAGAAAUAAUGGCGAUAGAAGAAGCGGAUUUGGUGGAGGAAGAUUUGGCGGUGAUAGAAACAAUGGCGAUAGAAAUAAUUCAUAUGGUGAUAGAAAUGGCGACCGAAGAAACAGUGGGUAUGGCGAUAGAAACGGACAAAGAGGCUAUGGUGAUAGAGGAAACAGUAGAGACGGAUACAGAGGAAAGAGCAACUUUUGA